Molecule: messenger RNA, 1914 nt
Organism: Toxorhynchites rutilus septentrionalis
Lineage: Eukaryota; Metazoa; Arthropoda; Insecta; Diptera; Culicidae
Exons: 2
Coding region: 195-1616 (473 amino acids)
Source: RefSeq, a predicted model, not a curated record
AUCUCAUCAUGCUCCCUUGUUUUCCAUCCUUGCUACCCACAUACAUCUCUCGAAAUGUUGGCAUCAAAAGCAUGGCUCCCUAGGACGGGGCUGAUAAAUAACAAAACUGUGAAAAUGAAUUUUUUUAAAUAACCUAUGAACGCACCCCGCAUCAACUGUCAAUUUGAAUCCUAAACUUGGGGAAAAAUGAUGACAUGGCCCCACGAAGAUCUACGGCCAAACGUAAGGUGAACCAGUGUUCUUACGUGAGACAGUUGUUUCAAAACUUCCUGGAUCAGAACCAGCCUAAACAUACAACCAUUCCGAAGGUGCUACCAAAGCCGAUCCAGCGACCGUUACAGUGCUUCCCCAUUGAGAAAGAUGGCAACAAUAGUCUUUUCCUGCAACAGGUUCUUCACAACUUCCACAAGACUCAGGGAAUCAGCAACCACUCAAAAACCGUGAGUGAUUUUCUCGCGAAGCCACACCCCAAGCCGGAUUCCCGGAGAGAUGCCGGUGGUCUCCGGGAUGCGUGCUUCGCUCGAUUCAAACGCCACGAGAAUACAAAUCAAUUUGUAAGGACUGAAACAAGCCCGGGGGCUCCCGUCCAUAGUCUCACCCGAUGGAUUGAGGUAAGGAAGCGGGCAAAGAUCGAGCAAAAUUUGCUCGAUCAACAAAACAAGCAAAAGCGAAAAGAGGAGGAAUUUUUGAAUUUGUCGCAAGAUUUCUUCUCGGGAAGAGAAGCGCUGAAGCUGCCGUUUGAAACGGCCAGCGUUUGUGACCGAACGAUAGUUAGUGUGGGGUCGAAGUUCAUUCCACCAGCCACUUCCACUCCGUUCGAUGGGGAUCCAAUUGAAUUUUGCUCUCCCAUCAUGUCCGAUCCGGAUGAGUUGGCGCAACGAUCGCUGCUAAGCAGGAAAGAAAAUGCUGAAGAAUUUAUUGAAGCAGUAGCAACGGCAGUGGAGAAGUUCAAUGCGGCCAUUUGUGAUAGUGACAAUGUACCACUGGAUCGAAACCUUUACGAAUUGCAGCAAAGUGUCCAACAUAAUAAACCUACAGACUUUGGGCUCUUGCGAAACAACAUUGCCGAACGAAGUAGCUGGAUAGAUCAUUCGUUCUAUAGCAAUGCAAAUUAUCAACCAGCUAAACCCGGAGUUCUCUCGCCAUUGUUUGAUGCUAACAACACUCCAAAAUUUAAUGAAUCGACCCGAUUAGUCCGGACAACCGAAUUUAAAUUCGACUCAUCCCAACGACAAAUUGUUAGAAGACCCUCAGUCAAUCCACUAUUGACUGCUUCACCCCCUUCGCCAACCAGAAAUAUGAAUCAAACACUGAGAGAAGAACUAAGGGGGCUUGGGAAUAAAAUGAGAUCCAAACAGUGCUGUAAAGUAAACGAAUUUGACUUCGACUUUGCUCCAACUGAAGAUAGCUCAUUUACAUUCAUUUCUCAACGAGAAUCACAAUGCGGAAGCGAUUUUUCAUUCCUCGAUGGCACCAAGAUGGAUGACUCCAUCGGGUUGUUCCCGCCGACUGAACGAGAAAUUAAGAAAUACAACCUAUGUUCCGAUGAGUCUUUCCUCAUGACUCAGAAGGAUCAAACAAACCAAACUAUUGGUUUUCGGGAUAUAUUUUCCUAGUCGACAAUAAAAUGUGAUCCGCUCAAGCGCCAAUUUUCAAGUUGUUCAACUCCUCUAUCACAUCCAUGUGUUUAAAUUUAUCCGGAUUAUUUGUAAAUGUUUCCAGUAGAGCCAGCUUCAUUUCGUUUUGCUGACUGUAGAACAUCUGCAACUGGUUGACUAAACAUUGAGCUUCCUGGCCCCCUAUCACUUUGGGAUCGUACUCUCCUCGCAUCAGUAUGAUCCCUUUAUCGCGCAGCUCCGUGUACAAUGCCAGAUUCAAACAUUCUGGUGCAUUUACGUUAUGGACCUGAAGAGA